Molecule: messenger RNA, 5499 nt
Organism: Gavialis gangeticus (Gharial)
Lineage: Eukaryota; Metazoa; Chordata; Crocodylia; Gavialidae
Gene: SETBP1
Product: SET binding protein 1
Exons: 5
Coding region: 197-4981 (1594 amino acids)
Molecular function (GO): DNA binding
Source: RefSeq, a predicted model, not a curated record
UUUUUCUGCUUUCUUUUUUUCAACAGUUGCAGAUUUGAUCUCUUCUGAGCUCUUUGCAGUGUCUGGACUACUGGGCCUCUAAAAGUCUACAGACAGUUAUCGUUCAGUCCCUGGGAUUGCCCUCCCUGCUUCUUCUCAUCACCUUCCCCUCUCCCCUUUUCCCUCCUAUAAAACUCCCGUGCAUUGUGGGAUUGCCAUGGAGCCACGGGAGACCUUAGGCAGCUCCCGGCAAAGGGGAGGCGAGGCGGAUUUCUUGCCAGCUACUGUUGCCUCUGCAAAGCCUCCACCUGCUUCCAGCUGCGCGGGGGAAACCAUAUUGCCUGCUUCAGGCUCCGGGAAAGGGAUCCCAGUGAGUGGAGAAAGGAUGGAGCCAGAGGAAGAGGAUGAGCUGGGUUCUGGGAGAGAUGUGGAUUCCACUUCCAAUGCAGACAGCGAGAAAUGGGUGGCCGGGGAUGGCUUGGAGGAGCAGGAGUUUUCCAUCAAGGAAGCAAACUUCACAGAGGGGAGUUUAAAACUGAAAAUCCAGACCACCAAGAGAGCUAAGAAGCCCCCAAAGAACCUGGAGAACUAUAUCUGUCCACCCGAGAUCAAGAUCACCAUCAAGCAGUCUGGGGAUCAGAAACUCUCCAGAGCUGGGAAAAAUAGCAAAGCGGCUAAAGAGGAGGACAGAGGGCACUUCAAAAAGAAGGAAAAUGCCAAGGAGCUAGAAGGCGAGUUCGAGAAGAGAAGGUUUAAAUUCCCCGUACAGAAUCCAGUGACUAAACCUGUCAAUAAGGUUUAUGACCGGCCGCAAAAGCACUCUGCUCUGCACUACGACCCAGGCCUCCAACAAGACUUCACCAGUGACACCUUAAAAUCAAAGCACCAGCAAAAAAGUAGCAACCAGCACCAUCUUGACUGGUCAGCAAGCUCUGACGCUGGAUCUGCUUCUCAGAGUUGCUUCAUCAAUACAGAGUCCAGUCGAGAAGCAACCAGUGCUACCAAGGUUCCUGCUCCGGAGCCAGUUGUUUCCUUCAGCAAGUCCCAGGCAAAGAAAUCUGGUGCAGGCAGCACGUGGGCUCAGUUGUCAACCAAUAGCAAAGAGCAUGCUGUUUGCAGUGCAGUUCCAUCACCCAAUAACCUCACCACCGCAUCCCAGCCUAGCAAUCCAUCAGAGUGCAAUGUGCUCCAUCCUCUAGUGGAUCAAGAGGGAGCCGGGCAAAUCGAGGCCCCAGAUCAGCCCUCUGGGAACACGAAGAAGAAGUCUAGCAAAAAAGACUUCAUAACUCAAACCAUCCAAAACUCAGAUGUAGAAUGGGUGAAAAGUGCUCAGAAAGCAUUUGAGAGCAAAGCCCACGAGAGCGUGGAAGGGAAGAAGGAAUCCUAUUCAAUGGACAGUAUGCGCGAAGCAUCACCCGCGAAGCAGAAUCCCAGUUCUGCCAGCGGUUCUGAGAGUGAUGCCAGUCACGUACGAAUUACUAUCCCGAUAAAGACUCCCACAGCAGAUGCAUCAAGUCACAAAAGGAAAAAAAGGCAGUCUGCAAAAUCUGCCACGGACAAAAUAAUCCAGGAGAAAAGCCUGCCUUCUGGACUCCCCCUGAGCAGUGAAUUAGCAAACAGGACUAGUUUACAACCUGAGGGAAAUAAAAAAGAUUUCCGAGCCACAAAGCAAGGGAAAGUGAUUGAGAAUGAGUCCCCAUUGGUAGAUCUUGAAAGCAGUGGGAUCGCUGACAAAGCUUCCCCAAGCAGUGCAAGUAGGCUCAGAAAAUCUGCAGCUAUGAUGCCCGCUUCAGCACCCGUCGACCUUCCUCCAUCGAGCAAGUUAGCAGAGAUCCAGCACCCAAAACUCGCAGCCAAGCGGAGAUGGACCUGCAGCAAACCUAAAAACAUCCUUCGGGAAACCUCUGUGACAACGUCUGAGAAGCUGAUGGUGGAGCCUCCUUCAGCCUAUCCCAUCACUCCAUCCAGCCCUUUGUAUACCAAUACGGAUAGUCUGACUGUGAUUACGCCUAUCAAGAAAAAAAGAGGACGACCAAAGAAACAGCCUUUGCUCACGGUUGAAACGAUUCACGAGGGAACCUCCACCAGCCCGGUCAGUCCGAUCAAUCGGGAAUUUCCCGGCACAAAGAAAAGGAAGCGGAGACGAAACCUGGCCAAGUUGGCCCAGAUGGUCCCCGGAGAUGACAAAUCCAUCAGCGAACUCAAGUUUCACAAAAAGGUCGGGAAGCUCGGUGUGUUGGAUAAGAAAACCAUCAAGACCAUCAACAAGAUGAAGACCCUGAAGAGGAAGAACAUCCUGAAUCAGAUCUUGUCCUCCUGCUCCAGCAACAUAGCUCUGAAGACAAAAACACAGCCACCAACGAGCACUGGGGCUGCAACCAUCGAUGCCAGGCUAGGGAAGCAGAUAAACGUCAGCAAGAGGGGGACUAUCUACAUUGGCAAAAAACGGGGCAGGAAGCCAAGAGCAGAGCUGCAGCCUCCGCCAGAAGAACCUAAGACAGCCAUCAAGCACUCAAGGCCUGUUUCUAGCCAGCCAGAAAACCCAGCAGUGCCUUCCAACUUGCAGUCACUUGUGGCAUCGUCACCAGCAGCUAUUCAUCCGCUUUCAACACAGUUAGUGGGGUCUAAUGGCAACCUUAGCCCUGCAAGCACUGAAACGAAUUUUUCCGAGUUAAAAACUAUGCCAAAUCUUCAACCCAUCAGUGCUCUUCCUACAAAAACCCAGAAAGGAAUGCACAGUGGAACUUGGAAGCUGUCCCCACCCAGGUUAAUGGCAAACUCGCCUUCCCAUCUGUGUGAAAUAGGUUCGCUGAAAGAAGUCACCUUGUCACCAGUGAGCGAGUCUCACAGCGAGGAAACCAUACCAAGCGACAGUGGGAUAGGUACAGACAACAACAGCACUUCUGACCAAGCAGAAAAAAGUUCAGAAUCCCGCAGGAGGUACUCCUUUGAUUUCUGCACCCUGGACAAUCCAGAGGCCAUGCCGUCAGACACCAGCACAAAAAACAGGCAUGGUCACCGGCAGAAGCAUCUCAUCGUUGAUAACUUUCUCUCGCACGAGAGCAUUAAAAAACCAAAGCACAAGAGGAAACGGAAAAGCCUGCAGAACAGAGAUGACCUCCAGUUUCUUGCAGAUCUUGAGGAGCUCAUCAACAAGUUUCAAGUGUUCAGGAUUUCCCAUAGAAGCUACACGUUUUAUCAUGAAAAUCCAUAUCCCAGCAUCUUCAGGAUUAAUUUUGAUCACUAUUACCCUGUGCCAUAUAUCCAGUACGACCCAUUGCUCUAUCUUCGCAGGACCUCUGACAUGAAGUCUAAGAAGAAGCGUGGUAGACCUGCCAAAACCAAUGACACCAUGACAAAGGUGCCUUUUUUACAAGGGUUCGGUUACCCUAUUCCCAGUGGGAGUUACUAUGCACCCUAUGGAAUGCCUUACACAUCAAUGCCUAUGAUGAAUCUUGGUUACUACGGUCAAUAUCCAGCUCCUUUGUACCUGUCUCACACGCUCGGAGCGGCUUCUCCAUUUAUGAGACCUACGGUGCCCCCGCCCCAGUUCCAUGCAAGCUCUCAUAUGAAGAUGUCCACCACUGCCAAACACAAAGCAAAACAUGGAGUGCACUUGCAAACACCUGUGGGAAUGAGUCUUGGAGACAUGCAGUCUUCCUUGGCUCCUCCAAAGGUCGGCGCCACCAGCCUGUCUAGUGGCCGACUUCACAAAAGGAAACACAAACAUAAGCACAAGCAUAAGGAUGAGCGGCUGUUGGGGACACACGAUGAUCUGAGCGGUCUCUUUGCUAGCAAGUCCACUGGCUUUUCCAGCCACGCGAUCAACGAACGGCUGAGCAACUCAGACAAAGACCUCUCCUUGCUCAACGAGAAAAGCAAGCAUAAGGAGAAACAGAAGCACCAGCAUUGUGAAACCGGACACAAAGGCUCAAAGAGCAACUUUGAAGUGGAUACGCUGUCUACACUAUCACUUUCUGAUGCCCAGCAGUGGACACAGAGUAAAGAUAAAAGUGACUCGAGCGGUGAUCCUGUUGACUCUUGCACAAAGAGAUACUCCAGCAACGCUGAGAGUAACGCGAGGUCAGAGUCCCUGGACAUGUUCGGUGACAUGAACUCCUCGAGUGAAAAGCGGGACAACGAUACAAGUGGGAAUAAAAGGAGAAGCUUUGAAGGGUUUGGAACUUACAGGGAAAAAGACAUUCAGCCCUUCAGGACAAAUCGGAAGGACAGAAGCUCCUAUGAGUCUUCAGCCUCUUCAGGAAUUGCAAGUCCCCACUUGAAAGCAGACCAGACUUCACUUCAUAGCAAAAUGGAAAGUUCUGCCUGUAACAUGAUGACCAGAAGGAAACCAGCAGCUGUUGAAAGUGUUGCAAUGCCACCAACUCCAGUAUUAUCUCUCCUACCUUCAUCAUCAGCAACAUCUGAAGCAGCGGCCAGCCCACCACUGAAGAAAAGAUUCAAGCGCCGUGAAAUCGAAGCAAUCCAGUGCGAGGUGCGCAAGAUGUGCAACUACACCAAGAUCCUGUCCACAAAAAAGAACUUGGAUCACGUGAACAAAAUCCUGAAAGCCAAGCGGCUGCAGAGACAAUCAAAGACAGGCAAUAACUUCGUCAAGAAGAGGAGAGGACGUCCCAGGAAGCAACCUCUUUCAUUCGACGAAGACUCCAGAGACCAAAUGCCCGUUCUGGAAAAAUGCAUUGACCUUCCCAGCAAAAGAGGUCAGAGACCCACACUGAAUCCUUUAAUAUUGGAACAAGCAGCCACUCAAGAUACAAUCAUGGCCACCAUCGAGGCUGUAAUACACAUGGCUCGGGAAACCCCGCCGCCUCCCCCUCCCCUACCACCACCCCUGCCACCUCCUCCCCCACCUCCUUCCCGGACUCCCAGAGUUGGAAAGAGAAAAAACAAGCCACAGCAGCAGCAGCAUGAGGAGGAGGAGGAGGUGAAAGUGAAAAGGCAUCGGAAAGCUAGAGGAAGCGAAAGCGAAGCCCUUCCCUAGUACAGACACACUCAGUCAAAUGCCAGUACCAGGUGCUGAGCGCUUCAGGACUGACACACGGUGAAGUGUGUAAGGGGUGCAGGCUCCACUUGACACCUGCUGCAGCAACAGACUCCCUCUUCUUUUCAGUAGCAUGGCAGCCGUAACCGUUCAGAGAGAAUUGACCAAUCAUCAUCAUCAUCAUUGUUGUUGUCUUUGGCACUAGCCCUUAGGGGGAAAAUGGGGAUGGCGGGUGGCGGGGUGGGGGUUGUCAAAGUUAGCCAGACCAUCUGCUUUGCAGAGUUUCCAAAUCAAAUCAGCAUCUCAGCAUUGCUGUUCUCAUCCCUUGAAGUGGAAGGUCGUCUUCUCAGUAAGUAACUGAACAUUAUCUUUAGAGCUGCAUACUCGACUCUGAUUUUGUUUGGUGGGCCAGGUGAAACUAAGAGUAACCAUAUUAUAGUAGAAAUCACUGUAAAAAUAGUGUAUUUUCCUAAAUUGUGAUCUUGGUUAUGAUCUGCUUGAAUUCUUUUUUUUUUUUU